UCCGAGCCAGGCAGCCAGCCAGCCAGGUACAUAGAAUUUCCUGCCCGGUCUCGAGAAGUGUGCCAGCCAGCAAGAUGUUGCCCAAUCUGAAGUCGCGCCGCAUCACGGGCCUCCAGCUGGCCGGAAAGCAUUUGGGUCCGGUGGCCAAGUGUCCACCCAGAUAUUCCGAGGAGGACUGGGACUAUAACAACAAGAUCAAGUUUCGGAUCACCUGCGACCAGGAAAAGUUGGCCGAACGCAUAGUGGAAGAAUCGCGUCGCGUGGUGGACGAGACCAAGGACACCACCAAGAACUGGCAGCGCGAGGUGGAGCAUCACAUGCGCGAGCGGACAAGUGAAAUCCGUUUCCUGGUGGACGAGUUGAACAGGCAGAAGAAGACCGCAGCUCUCGAGGAUGAGGCCCUGAACACCUAUCGCAAUCGGGUACUGAACUGCAUUGAGUUCCUGAAGGAAAAGUCCCUGGCCAUUUGCAAGCAGUGCCUGAUCCUUCGUGAAGGAAGAAUCGGAGUGGACCUCUGCGAUGAUGAGGUGGACCGUUCACUCCGACGCGAACUCAAGGUGAUUAAAGGUUGUCAGGGAUUGGCCGAUGCCGCUCUCAAGGAGGCAGAGGAGCAAAUCCGCAAAUUGCGCGCUGCCAUUUAUCUGCUGGAUCAGGAUCUGGCCGCCAAGGAUAAGUCGCUGGCCAUCGACGAGAAGAACUUGAAGCUCAAGGACUUCCAGCAUGACCUCGGCAAGGGAUCCGAUUUGUCCAAGCAGCACUGCCAAUUCUCGCUGACCGAGUGGCAGGCGCAGACGUACGAGAAUCUGGAGGCCAACGCCAAGGCCCUGGUUUCCGCGGGCCAACUGAGGGCCUACAUCGAUCUAUUGCUGAAGCAGGUGUGCGAGGACAUGCAGAACCAGACGGACAGGACCAACGAGGCCUUCGAGCGGAGGAUCGCGGAGACGAAGCACGUGAAGCAGUGCCUGGAGAACAAGCACAAGGACACGAUGGACCACAUCCAUCAGGUGCAGCGCAACAUGACCGAGCUGGAGAAGGAGAUGAUGGACAAGCAGCGGGCCAUCACCCUGUGCCAGACGCGGCUCAGCAAUCGUGCCCACCGUCCCGGAUUGGAGUUGACCUGCGACAUGGUCCAGGAUGCACUCUACAACGAGCUGCAGGCCCUGAAGGCAUCCGUCUGCAAGCUCAACCAGAAGCUGAACGAGAACAAGGCCUCCAUGCGAUACCUGAUGCACGUGCAGGUGAUGCAGGAGGAGGAGAUCAACAUCAAGGCGAACACCUGCAAGAUCGACGAGGUCGACUGCAUGACCCUGCGACAGGCCCUCAAAUAUCAAACCUUUUAGUCCGGGCAGCACUACUUCCAAGUACCGCACACCCCAGUAGUCGCCAUCAGCGUCCUGCACGCAGAACAGCCACCAUUAAUCAAAUUAGAUGCAUGUGCAUUUCGUGUUCGAUCCCAAAUUACUUAAUAAAUUGAAAUUCACUUUCGAUUUCCAGUUACCAAAA
This is a messenger RNA of Drosophila ficusphila, 1503 nucleotides long. RefSeq names its product tektin-1. NCBI's taxonomy places the organism in Eukaryota, Metazoa, Arthropoda, Insecta, Diptera, Drosophilidae. Gene Ontology annotation, cellular component: nucleus; microtubule cytoskeleton. The coding region runs from base 75 to 1340 and encodes 421 amino acids. The transcript is spliced from 4 exons. Gene Ontology annotation, biological process: cilium movement involved in cell motility; cilium assembly. The record is from RefSeq and is a predicted model, not a curated record.